Molecule: messenger RNA, 2040 nt
Organism: Sycon ciliatum
Lineage: Eukaryota; Metazoa; Porifera; Calcarea; Leucosolenida; Sycettidae
Product: glycosylated lysosomal membrane protein-like
Exons: 8
Coding region: 131-1378 (415 amino acids)
Cellular component (GO): lysosome
Source: RefSeq, a predicted model, not a curated record
CCUCUUUUCCCUGCUUUUCAGAAUAGAAGUUUGUGAUCCGAAACGAAGACGUCUUUGUUUCUGAAGUGAAUAGAAGGCAUGUUUUUAUAGUACUUGCUGUUCAUCAUUCAAGGUGCAUUGGACGACGAGAAUGAGGUGGUUCGAAGCAGCCCUGAGCUGCUGUUUAGUGGCAGUUGCUUCCGCAGGCAAACUGUUUCCCAAGACCAAUGUAGGCUGCCCACUGAACCACAGCUUGUGUGACUCCCAGCACAUCGUGUCAACAGUGCUAUCAACAAAUUCCAGCUUGAAUUACGUAUACUUGUGGAGUGAUGUAGGUGUCCCAGCCAUUGCCGUAGCUCGCUCUCCCAAAGCUAGUAGUCACAAGCUGAACAUCGAUUGGAAUGUGGAUGCUGAAACUCCCGAGGAUGAACCCGUGUUUAGCGUGGACUUGCCAGUGGAGUAUGUUCAGACCACUCUCUUCACACGCAUGUUUGCCAUCAACACGACGACGUACACACUGCAGCAGGCGGCGUACCGUGAGUGCAUCCUGGCCAACCGCUCGUGGACACUGGGAAAGAAGACGCUCAACGCCAAUGGUCCUCCUGGAGUCUCUGAUGUCAAGGCUAACUUCACCAUGGUGCCGGCCAAUGUCACUACCGCUGAGUGCGAAUUCUCCGUACUGUUCGCUACUUCAGACACCGAGGGCCGUGAGAAACUCUUGCCCCACCUGAAGUACUCGGAGAACUCCACUCGUCUCGAGCUGGAGUUUCAUAACUUCUCGUUCAUCGACAUCGACAACUCCACCGGCGAAGUGCGGGAUCUUGCCAAGAUCGUCGGCAUGAACUUUGUGCUGGAGGUGUUGAUAAUUCCGGACACAACUCACCCCGACCUCCAGCUGGCCAGUGGAAAGUCCUUGGAUGACGAGUAUACUCCAUCCCAGUUCUGGCACAGCGACAUCGUCAACGGUGCCAACAAGGGCUUCCACUACUGGAAGCCCAUAGUCUACACCAAUGCAACGUCGCGCACCAUCAAGAACUCUGCACACAUCGACCUCUUCAAGAUCCACAACAAGCAGAAGCUGGUCACGUUGAGUGAAGCCGGCAUCACCGAAGUACCGUACAGUCUUGCCACAGUACUGAAUGGUGGUAACAUCUCACUGGAUGAUGUGCGUGUUCUCUACCUCACCUUCAAUUCCACACAAACAAACGUCACAGUCUUUGACAUGGUCAUUGGGUUUGGCGAGGUGCCCUCGGACAGCGUCAGCCUGACGGUAAUUCUCAUCAUCGCCCUCGGCCUCGGCCUGCCCAGCUUGGUCCUGUUCUUCGGCGUUCCCACCGCCACCGUCUACCGCCGCUGCUCCAAAAAGAAGGGAACCGGCGGCUAUGCACCCAUCCAGUAGCAUCUCAAGGGAAGUUCCCUUCUUUCCCAGGGCCAUCUCUGAUGCACGGGUUCAAGCCCGUACCGAGGGAGUUUGCAGUGCCACAUGGACACUGUUCUCUAGAACAAUCUAAAGAAUCUUUUGGAGGUGCAACCUGUGCCUUUUUUGGAAUAUUUCCGUUCAAAUCAUGCAUUUCAUAAGAGAGAUUUCUACUUCAGGUGUGCUAUCAUGCACUAUUCCUCGCUGUAUCUGCAUGCUUGAUUUAUUUGUAAUAAUAGUGUAGUUUGCUUACAUACGCUUGCCAGCUCUUAUCCUUGUCCAGUAUUGUUUGGCCAUCAUGAAACUUUACUGCUCACUUAUUUGAUUUGCGGGGGACAUGAAAAGAAUUCCCACCGCCCCCGUCGCCCCUACCCAUCUAGGAUGGCUCUUCUCGCCAGGGAUAGUGGUUCGACCGUACCUCUAGUGCCUUUGCUAGCUCAUCCAGCCCGUUGCGGCCGGAUUCUGAUCCAUUUCGUGUAAAACAUUUCCCGUCAUUUUACACUUUUCAAUGUUUUUAUCAUGAAUAUUCUUCUAUUGAUACUACUGUAGUACGCGUGCUGUGCUACUGGUGUUUUCAAAAUGUUGUAUCAUCCCUUGGAAAAUCAAACACAAGGUGCAGUCCUGUACUGUUGUGGAAACUGUAA